AUGAUUGAAGGAGAAGUGAGUGAAAUAGAAACCAAAUACAACAAUGAGAAGAAGCGGGGAUGGAGAUUGGAUCGCCUUGCAAAUCUCAGUAGAGACAUGGCCGAGAAGUGUAACCAAGUUCGUAGUCAUCGGGAAGAGGGAAACCUUCAGAAAGCAACAUUGGUCAUGGAAUUGCCAGUGCCUUGGAGCGAAAGAAAGUUGCGAGAUGCAAUCCUACAACGGGUAAAAUUGGAUGUGGAAGGCAUUGCUGAUAUUGAAGAAGCUGCUUUGAGAAUAUCAGAAGAAUUGAAGGAGAAGAAGUAUUUGAUUCUUUUGGAUGAAGUGUGGGAUAUGAUUGAUCUAAACAGAAUAAUAGGAAUUGAUGAUAACCAGAAGGGCAGCAAGAUGGUGUUGGCGAGUAGAUAUGAUGAUGUUCGUCAUGAUAUGGAAGUCGAUGUGGAACGAUUGUCACUUACUGAUUCUUGGAACAUGUUUGAAGAAAAAGUAGGCCACCUCAUUUCUAAUCCCUUAAUUGAACCAAUAGCUUGGUGUGUGGUUGAAGAGUGUCAUGGGUUGCCGCUGCUGAUAGACAGAGUCACAAGAACUUUCAGAAAGAAAGAGAAAAAUGUUUCGCGUUGGGAGGAUGGAUUGAAACGUUUGCAAAGAUGGGACAGUAUCAAAAUUGAAGGCAUGAAUGAAGUGCUAGAACGCUUAGAGAUUUGUUAUGAGGAUUUAAAAGAUGAUGAACAGAAGGUUUGCUUUUUGUGUGGUGCAUUGUAUCCUGAAGAAAGCGAGAUCUAUGUAGAUUACUUGCUAGAAAGUUGGAGAGCUGAAGGUUUUAUUAAUCAUGCAAACGAUUUCAAACAAGAACGUAAUAGAGGGCAUACAGUACUGAAUGAGCUCAUCAAGGUAUCGUUGCUAGAGAGAAGUGGUAAAAGUAAAUGUGUUAAGAUGAACAAAGUGCUUCGAAAAAUGGCACUCAGAAUAUCAUCACAAAGUACAAAUUCCAAAUUAUUGGUGAAGCCACAUGAGGGGUUAGAAGAUUUCCCAAGGAAGGAAGAAUGGGAACAUGCCAAUCGGAUUUCUUUGAUGGAUAACCAACUAAGCACUUUACCAAAAACACUAGAUUGUCGCAAUCUGUUAAUGUUGUUGCUUCAAAGAAAUAAGUACUUGACUUCUAUUCCUGAGUUGUUCUUCAAAUCUAUGUGUCGUCUCCAAGUUCUUGAUCUCCAUGGCACUAAGAUUGCAGUAUUGCCUUCAUCUUCAUCCAACUUGAUUUGCCUCAAAGCACUAUAUUUGAAUUCGUGCUUUGAUUUGAUAGAAAUCCCAUCUAGUGUGGAAGCACUUAAGCAUCUUGAAGUGCUGGAUAUUCGAAAGACCAAACUUAAUUUACUCCAAAUUGGAAGUUUAAUAUGGUUGAAGUGCUUAUGA
Vitis riparia (riverbank grape) is the source of this 1410-nucleotide messenger RNA. Its product is annotated as disease resistance protein At4g27190-like. The record is from RefSeq and is a predicted model, not a curated record. Gene Ontology annotation, molecular function: ADP binding. Lineage: Eukaryota; Viridiplantae; Streptophyta; Magnoliopsida; Vitales; Vitaceae. Bases 1 to 1410 code for a protein of 469 amino acids. The transcript has 2 exons.